AUGGUCUUGAGUUCUCCGGAUGUGAGGCUAAUUGACUCGGUGGCGUUGACCGGUAACCAGAGUAGGCCACGUAGGUCUCUGUCUACCGGAUGGAAUUUAGCCGGUAUUUUUACCAAUUCUGACUCGCCCGGUCAACAUGCAGAGAAUCUUGACCGGUUCACGCUUAGGUUACCGGAAAACAUUCACAAUAAGCUCGUGAACCCAAGCCUUUCGAAAAGCCACGUAGAGUUACCUCAGGUGAUGAGUUCAGCUAGAGGGUACAGAACCGGUGGACUAGAGACUGAUCGAAACUAUUUCUACUAUGAACGGUUUGAUGACCAAGAUGGCCGGUUAGACCGUAGACCAUUCUCCAUAACACCUCCGUACCGGACAUGUUCGAUCAAUACGUCUCCAUGUGGCAGUGGUGAUCAGGUGCGUGCUGCUACACCCAAGGGUGGUUUGCUUCUAGCGAUGAAAUCACCGUUUGAUCGGUUGUUUACUGGAAAGAAUAAGAAUAUUGGUGAACGUUCAUCAAGCAACAACAUCGGUGAACGUUCGUCGGAUCACCUUCGCUCCGGCGAUGCUAGCCCUGUGUAG
Messenger RNA from Brassica rapa (field mustard), 576 nucleotides. RefSeq names its product RING-H2 finger protein ATL11. NCBI's taxonomy places the organism in Eukaryota, Viridiplantae, Streptophyta, Magnoliopsida, Brassicales, Brassicaceae. The record is from RefSeq and is a predicted model, not a curated record.